AUGAGUUUAGAAGAACAUUCAAACACGAUAAGACAGGCCAUUAAAAAUGCAGUAGAGACAGCGACACCGGCAAAAGGGAAAACUAAAAAAUCCUGGAUUUCCGAAAUAACAUUAGAAAUUGCCGAUGAAAAACGAAAACUAAAAGAGAAGAAUAAUGCUUCCAUACAAUAUACUCAGCAAUAUCAAGACUUAUGUCGGAAAGUGAAAAAAUCUCCAAGACAGAGUAAAGAAUGCUGGAUACAAAAUCAAUGCGAACAAGCUGAGAAAGGUCUAAAUAUUGGUAACGUUGUUACAGGCAAAGGAUGA
Adineta ricciae is the source of this 306-nucleotide messenger RNA. The record is from the annotation of a GenBank genome assembly. Lineage: Eukaryota; Metazoa; Rotifera; Eurotatoria; Adinetida; Adinetidae.